Polyodon spathula (Mississippi paddlefish) is the source of this 4615-nucleotide messenger RNA. RefSeq names its product reticulon 3 (gene rtn3). Gene Ontology annotation, cellular component: neuron projection; postsynaptic density. Gene Ontology annotation, biological process: brain development; endoplasmic reticulum tubular network formation; neuron differentiation. The record is from RefSeq and is a predicted model, not a curated record. Bases 214 to 4257 code for a protein of 1347 amino acids. Lineage: Eukaryota; Metazoa; Chordata; Actinopteri; Acipenseriformes; Polyodontidae. The transcript is spliced from 9 exons.
CCCCGGCGGGGCGGAUCGGGGAGGGCUGUCUCCCCGGGCUGGGAUUGCUUCACUUUGCGCAGGCGUUGCCCCAGCACCAUUUUAACGAGGGGACGGGCUCUCCUCUGCAGUGCGCUUGGUGUGAAGCAGCAGGCUCGCAAAUAAAUUGAAUGCACAGUUAAACCGAGGGGCUGUUUGCAGACACGCAAGACAAGUUGCAGUGCGGGGGGGAAAAUGGCUGAUUCUACGCAGCCUGAAAAAAUACCGUCCUCGCAGGGCAGCGACGGUUUUGCUGAUGCCUCCGCCGGACACAACGCACCUUCCCCGGGUAAAGACGUCAAGCCCACCCCUCCCGCAGCGUCCAUCGAUUCCUUUCUUUCUUCUCCUCAGCCUGUAUCUCUCAUUCAGUCUCCUCAAGAAGGAAUAAAGGGGCUCGUCUCCAAUAAGCCUUCAGAAAGCGUGGCGACUUCCCUGCGGUUUCUAUCCCAGCCCGGCUCAUUCGCUCCUGUGGUCUUCGAUAGUCACAGCCAAGCUUUGGGCAACAGAAACCUUCCUGAGCCUCCAGUGGAGCUCAAGGAAGCUACGAAAAUAGAGGAAGUCCGAGGAGUCGGCACUGAUUCUGUGAUCGAAGCUGUGUCUAGCGAGUCCCCUCGACAUGUCGCCCCCAUUUCGGGAACAGGGGUGACGUUCCAUGCUUUCAGCAACCUUGGCCUGAGCUCUUCCCCCGAUGAGGUUCAUGGUAAAACCCCUGAUGAAUCUCCAGCCACGAAGGUGCAAGAACUCAGCCAGGGUGUGUUUUCACGAGGACAGACCCCAGAAGAACCCAAAGUUCAGGGAAAGCCGAAGGCUGACAGCGAGACGUGGGGCGACGGAGGUUUCAUGCUGUUCAAAGAAAGCCAUUACGAGAGAUCUCCCAUCAAAGAGAGCACCGAACUGUUCUCCCCGUUCAACAAAGACCCUUCUCCGGAUCAAGACUCGCCUGACUCCCCUUUCGAAGUGCUCGACGACAGCCAGAGAAAACACAGCUUCGGGAAAGAGUUCCUGGAAACCGUGACGUCAGAGUGGGUCCCAACUCAGAUCGCUGCAGCAAAGGUGGUCCCUGAUGUCGAUCAAGCCAAAGACGAGAAGGAUCAAGGACCUUUUGGACCUCUGGCUGACAUCCAUAGCAUUGAAGUGACUACCAACCUAGAGAAAACUAUCUGGGGAAAAGAACCAGCUUACAAAUCCAUGGAGAAAGAAGCAGAGGAGGAUUCUGAUGAGUCUAGAGACAGCACGCCUGAGCCAGAUGAGGAAGAGAAGAAAAUAUCUUCAGUCUCUGGCAGAAAGACUGCCCCGCCUCCAACUCCGCCUCCUCUUCCUCCUCGAGCAAAACCCAUCGAUGCCCAAGUAGAGGAGAAACAGGCCAGUCCUGUCAAAGAAUCUAGCGAUGAGGACCUCGACUUCUUGCCAACCGCCUACAUCUGGGAAAAACCAGAGAAAGAUGCUAAAAAAACACAAAAAACUCUGGAAAAAUCAUGUGCAGACUUUGAAAACUUGCCUCCAGCAUAUUCUGAAGUAGAAACCACCACCAUCGCCGCUGCCAUCACCUCCUCUUCUCCACCGAGCUACGCCAGCUUUAAAUUCAACACUGAAGAGCUUCUCAAAAGCCAGCAGCCUGCAACCGCGAAAGUGCCAGGUCCGAACUGGGGUGUAGACUCGGAACCAGUGGAAAACGUGGACGCAGACAGUUCUGGGGAGUCCGAUGACACCGUGAUCGAGGACAUGUCGGUAGUGACGGAGCGAGAACCAGCUGUUCCCAAAUCCACCGCGACCGUGAAAGAUCCAGAAGAGAUGGAGCAGAAAGUAGCUUCUGCUAAAUUGGAGAAGCCCCUCUUGGUCCCGAUCAUCAACGUUAUCGAAACAGAGGAGCAGAUCAUCAGUGACGACGAGAGUGAUGAGAAAGCUUCCGAAGUGGUCGUGGAACCUGCAGACCGAGCUGGAAAAGGCAGUAGCACUCCUGUCGCUGGUACUACGCCACAGGACUCCAAACCUGCCGAUGCUGUCGUAGGGAAAGAGGAUUCUCAGCCCACGUCAGCUGAAUCUAAAACCGAGAAACCAAAGCAGGAUUCAGAACCAGUCCUAGCUGAUUCUGAAAUCAAGAGCCCUACCCAGGACUCGGAAUGUAUCUUUACGGAUUCCAUAAUGGAGAAACUGACGCAGGACCCCAAACCAGUCCAAGCUGAUCCUAAAAUUGAGACACCCUCAUCUGUUCUAGCUGAUUUUGCAGAAGAUAAAUCUGCACAGGACCAAAAACCUAUCCUGUUUGAUUCUGAAACCAAGAAAUCUACACAAGAAUCUCAAACUUCCUUAGAUUCUGUAAUGGAGAAACCAACACAGGACCCCCAACCUGUCCUGUUUGACUCUGAAACCAAGAUUUCUUCACAAGACACUAAAACCAUCUUCACUGAUUCUGUAAUGGAGAAACCAACACAGGACCCCCAACCUGCCCUGUUUGACUCUGAAACCAAGAUUUCUUCACAAGACACUAAAACCAUCUUCACUGAUUCUGUAAUGGAGAAACCAACACAGGACCCCCAACCUGCCCUGUUUGACUCUGAAACCAAGAUUUCUUCACAAGACACUAAAACCAUCUUCACUGAUUCUAUAAUGGAGAAACCAACACAGGAUCCCAAACCUGUCCUGUUUGACUCUAAAAUCGAGACGCCUCUUUCAACAGGGGUGGAAAGCAGUGUGGAAAGUUUUCUGACGGGAGGAGCUGUCAAAGCUGAUGCUUACGAAAAGGCAGUUCAGGAUCUUGGGGAAAUGGAAAUGGAAAAGGAAGAUCCCACCAAGAGGAUCCAGCCAGUUCACCUUGCAGAGACUGUAGAAGUCCAGCCCACCAGCAUUGACGCUUCACAGGCUUCGUUCAGCUAUGCACAGGAUGUACCGACCAAUACCACCAGCACAGCCACCACUGUUCAAACCAGAGCAGAGGAGCCUGUGGUGGCCAGUGAAGAAGUAGCCAAACGCCUCCCCAAGAUCUCCUUCCCUUCUGGAAAGCCAGAAGACCUCUUGCCCAGAGCAGGACCCGCAGACCAACCUCCCGCUCGGAGCAUCCCGCCUGCCAUCCCGAAAGAAAUGGCAAGCCGUGGAGGGGCAGAGAGCCCGCUGCCUGUGUUCAAGGAAGAGCUGUCGCGUGCAGAGGACUCUCCGGACAGCACCAGUGACCCGGAAAGCAUCGAACCGGAGUGCUCUGUCUCUGCAGCCACCGACAGCUUCGUGGAUUUCAUGAGGGAAUGCCUCAAGUCCCGGCAAGACGAGUCGCCAGAAGACCUCAGCCAUGAUUUUACAGCCAAGGUUUCGACCACGGCAGCCGUGGCGGGCUCCGGGCGACCACAAGCCGCGCCGACCGUGGUCCUGGAUUUCGAGCAAGAGGAGCUUACAAUUAAGGCCCUCAAGGAACUAGGAGAGAGCUUAGAGGAGGAGGAAGAUAGAAACAGCCCUGCAUCUAAACCUGGAGUCCAAAAGCUGCCGCUGUCAUCGCAAGCUGCCCCAGAAUCCGUCUCAAAGCAGCAGACCGCCACCUCUCCCGUUCAGUCCCACCCAGGGGUGGCUGAGAUCUCUCCCUCAGGGGCUCCUAGAGAGGUAGAGGAGGCACCUGCAGAUGAUAACCAGAGGGCAGCGGCCGCUGCAGAGCAUGCAUUAGCAGCUUUACUAACCCAGAUGUCAGUGUGGGAGCUGAUCUACUGGCGGGAUCUGAAGACGUCUGCCGCUGUGUUCGGGGUCACCCUGCUGCUGCUGCUCUCCCUGGCUGCCUUCAGUGUGGUCAGCGUGCUCUCCUACCUGCUCCUGGCUCUGCUCACCGUCACCAUCUCCUUCCGCGUCUUCAAGAGCGUGGUGCAGGCGGUGCAGAAAUCGGACGAAGGGCAUCCCUUCAGGGCCUACAUUGAGAAGGACAUCAGUCUGUCCUCAGAGUCCUUCAGCCGCUACGUGGACACGGGCCUGAGACACUGCAACUGUGUCCUCAAGCAAUUGAGUCGUCUCUUUCUGGUGGAGGACCUGGUUGAGUCUCUGAAGCUGGCAGUGUUCAUGUGGUUGAUGACCUACGUUGGCGCGGUCUUCAAUGGCAUCACGCUUCUCAUCAUAGCUCACAUUCUGGUGUUCAGCAUCCCUGUUGUUUAUGAGAAGUACAAGACUCAGAUCGAUCACUAUGUUGGAAUUGUACACAAUCAAGUCAAGUCAGUCGUUUCAAAGGUCCAGGCAAAAGUCCCGGGUUUGUCGAAGCGCAAGCCUGAAUAAACCCUGCGCCCCUCCCCAGCCCCCCUCUCUCUCCUCAACCCGUGGUCUGCACUGAAACCUCCCACUCGAGCUACUUCGUAAUCAAUGUAACCGUGUAACUACACUAGAGAACAGCUCUGCUCCGCUCCCUUUGUUUUUUGCAACAAAUCAAAUCUUAAUGUAUCUUAACAAGUAAGCAGGGACUGAACUAAAGGCUGUUUUGCAGUGAACGAAACUAAAUCUGUGACCUGAUGUUUAUGGAACGAAAGCCAUUGCGCUGGGAGGCUAGGCUAGUUGUGUUGGGGAAACGGUACUGAGCUAUUCUUUCAAUGAACAAAAAAAAACACUGUAGGUCAAUAUUAUUAGGGUCAAAUAUAAA